Molecule: messenger RNA, 2938 nt
Organism: Tarenaya hassleriana
Lineage: Eukaryota; Viridiplantae; Streptophyta; Magnoliopsida; Brassicales; Cleomaceae
Product: beta-adaptin-like protein C
Exons: 16
Coding region: 242-2800 (852 amino acids)
Biological process (GO): intracellular protein transport; vesicle-mediated transport
Cellular component (GO): membrane coat; clathrin adaptor complex
Molecular function (GO): clathrin binding
Source: RefSeq, a predicted model, not a curated record
GGAUGAGCGGCCACGAUUCCAAAUACUUUUCUACAACGAAGAAGGGAGAGAUCCCUGAGCUCAAAGAGGAGCUCAAUUCCCAGUACAAGAUCUCAGUUUAAGUUGCCAGAGAUAAGGAAUAACAAAGGGCUAGUAUUCAGAUAAGAAUCUUUAUGUCAUUUUAUUAUGCCGCAGUCAUAUCCAGUCUAACUCAUAUUUAACGGAUAAGAGAAAAGAUGCUGUUAAGAAGGUGAUAGCUGCAAUGACUGUCGGAAAGGAUGUUUCAUCACUUUUCACCGACGUAGUCAAUUGCAUGCAAACGGAAAAUCUGGAGCUGAAGAAGCUUGUUUACUUGUAUCUCAUAAACUAUGCUAAAAGCCAGCCAGAUCUUGCUAUUCUUGCUGUAAAUACUUUUGUAAAGGAUUCACAGGAUCCGAAUCCGUUGAUCCGUGCUUUGGCUGUACGGACAAUGGGCUGCAUUCGUGUGGAUAAAAUUACAGAAUAUCUGUGUGAUCCUCUUCAGAAGUGUCUCAAGGAUGAUGACCCAUAUGUCCGGAAGACAGCAGCUAUUUGUGUUGCUAAGCUUUAUGACAUAAAUGCUGAAUUAGUUGAGGAUAGGGGUUUCCUGGAUGCCUUGAAGGAUUUGAUAUCAGACAAUAAUCCAAUGGUUGUUGCAAAUGCUGUAGCUGCCCUUGCAGAAAUUCAAGAGAAUAGUACUAAACCCAUCUUUGAGGUGAAUAGUGCUACCCUUACAAAGCUUCUCACCGCUCUAAAUGAAUGCACAGAGUGGGGUCAAGUUUUUAUACUAGAUGCUUUGUCAAUGUAUAAGGCGGCUGACCCUCGUGAAGCUGAAAACAUUGUCGAGAGAGUUUCUCCGAGAUUGCAGCAUGCCAACUGUGCUGUUGUGCUCUCAGCUGUUAAGAUGAUCCUUCAGCAGAUGGAACUUAUUACUAGUACAGAUGUGAUUCGAAAUCUUUGCAAGAAGAUGGCUCCGCCUCUUGUUACAUUGCUUUCUGCGGAACCUGAGAUACAAUAUGUUGCACUUCGUAACAUUAACCUUAUAGUCCAAAAGCGACCUACCAUCCUUGCCCAUGAAAUUAAGGUCUUCUUCUGUAAGUACAAUGAUCCGAUUUAUGUUAAGAUGGAGAAGCUGGAAGUUAUGAUAAAGCUUGCUUCUGAUAGAAACAUAGACCAGGUUCUUCUGGAGUUCAAAGAGUAUGCCACAGAAGUUGAUGUUGAUUUUGUGAGAAAGGCUGUUCGUGCCAUAGGCCGAUGUGCCAUCAAACUAGAAAGAGCAGCCGAACGUUGCAUCAGUGUUUUGCUUGAGCUGAUCAAGAUCAAAGUGAAUUACGUAGUUCAGGAGGCUAUUAUAGUCAUCAAAGAUAUCUUCAGAAGAUAUCCAAACACAUACGAGUCCAUUAUUGCAACGCUCUGCGAGAGUUUAGACACAUUGGAUGAACCAGAAGCUAAGGCAUCCAUGAUAUGGAUCAUCGGUGAAUAUGCUGAAAGAAUCGACAAUGCCGAUGAACUUCUUGAAAGCUUCCUGGAGAAUUUCCCUGAGGAACCUCCACAGGUCCAGUUGCAGUUGCUAACAGCGACUGUCAAACUGUUUUUGAAGAAGCCAACUGAAGGUCCUCAGCAAAUGAUUCAGGUUGUAUUGAACAAUGCUACUGUAGAGACAGACAAUCCUGAUCUCAGAGAUCGUGCAUACAUAUACUGGCGUCUUCUCUCUACUGAUCCUGAGGCGGCUAAAGAUGUCGUUCUGGCUGAAAAGCCCGUCAUAAGCGAUGAUUCAAACCAGCUUGACCCAUCCCUUUUAGAUGAGCUUCUUGCAAACAUUGCUACCUUGUCCUCUGUGUAUCACAAGCCACCUGAGGCUUUUGUGACCCGCUUGAAGACCACAGUUCAGAAAACUGAAGACGAGGACUAUGCUGAAGGGAGUGAAGCAGGAUUCUCUGAGACAUCUGCUCAUCCUGCUGAUCCCGCAGGUUCUCCUCCAGUCACCGCAAGACAAGCAGCUCCUGCUCCUGCUCCUCCGCCUGAUCUGUUAGGUGACCUAAUGGGAUUAGAUAAUGCGGCAAUUGUCCCCUCUGAUCAACCCGAAACUCCAACUGGUCCACCAUUGCCCGUUCUCCUACCAGCAUCGACUGGUCAAGGUUUGCAGAUUAGCGCUCAAUUAACUCGAAGGGAUGGACAAGUAUUCUACAGCAUGCUUUUCGAGAACAACUCACAAAUUUUGCUUGAUGGUUUCAUGAUUCAAUUCAACAAAAAUACGUUUGGCCUUGCAGCUGCCGGACCACUUCAGAUUCCGCCUCUGCAACCUGGAACAUCUGCAAGGACAAUGCUGCCUAUGGUAUUGUUCCAGAACAUGUCUGCCGGUCCUUCCAGCUCGCUUUUGCAAAUCGCGGUUAAAAACAAUCAGCAGCCUGUCUGGUACUUCAACGGAAAGAUCUUACUUCACGCCCUCUUCAUGGAAGAUGGCAAGAUGGAACGCGGAAAUUUCCUCGAGACAUGGAGAUCAUUGCCGGAUUCAAACGAGGUUCAGAAGGAAUUCCAAGGGAUCACGAUCACGAGCGUGGAAUCGACGCUGGAUUUGCUAUCGGGGUCGAACAUGUUCUUCAUAGCGAAGCGUAAGAACGGGAAGCAGGACGUGCUCUAUCUGUCGGCGAAGCUGCCGAGAGGAGUGCCGUUGCUAAUAGAACUGACGGCGGUGGUCGGCCACCAAGGCCUCAAAUGCGCCGUCAAGACUCCAUCCCCUGAGAUGGCCCUUCUCUUCUUCGAAGCCCUCGAGCUUCUUCUCCUCCUCCACCUCAAGCCUUGAUCUGCCUCUUUAAGGUAACUUAAUAAACCUUAUUCUUUUUUUUUUGUGUGGAGAAAUUCAGUUUAGUUGUGUAUAUGUAAUCUCUCUGUUUGUUGCCUAAAGUUUCUAAAUUUUAUUUGCCCCGCUUGAACCCUUUUA